AUGGAUACUACAAUUAGCCUAUUUUCUGGUGCAUCUGACGAUGAAGAGAUUUGGGUUGCUGAUCCUGGUAUAUCAACUAUCUUUACUGCAAUUGACUUUACAGAACAUGAACGUAUCCGAAAAACAACCUUGAAAGAAUACUAUCAUUUGUGUGGUUACAAGCUUGCUGCAAAGAAGACGAAAAGUGUAUUGCCUACUUUCAAGACUGCAAAUUUGACCUCGAUUUUACUAGCUGCUUCUGCACGUCUACAAAACCAUCAAAGAAUCCAUAACUACUACUAUCAAGAUGAUUGCACUAUUCCAGAUGAUAGCCACAGAUACCAACGCUAAUUACCCCACUACUAGACGUAUCUUGUGCUUGGCGUCUCUUCUCCCUCUCUCUACUGUUUUUUUUAAUAAAUGUACAUUAUUCUUUAUCCUAACCAGUUGCCUCUAAAAAAGAUGAUAUGCUCAAAAUUACAAAGGGAGUGUGCCCG
This is a messenger RNA of Rhizopus microsporus ATCC 52813, 476 nucleotides long. RefSeq lists its product as uncharacterized. The coding region runs from base 1 to 330 and encodes 109 amino acids. The record is from RefSeq and is a predicted model, not a curated record. Lineage: Eukaryota; Fungi; Mucoromycota; Mucoromycetes; Mucorales; Rhizopodaceae. The transcript has 3 exons.